This is a messenger RNA of Trichoderma atroviride IMI 206040, 195 nucleotides long. RefSeq lists its product as uncharacterized. Lineage: Eukaryota; Fungi; Ascomycota; Sordariomycetes; Hypocreales; Hypocreaceae. The record is from RefSeq and is a predicted model, not a curated record.
AUGGAGAGCGGUACUUGGGCGUCGUGGAAGCUUCAAGUUGUUCCUUCAGAGUUUGUCUCGCAGUUUGCGAAUAUCGACUACCGAUACUGCUUCGAAGUCGGAUCCAACACGCAAUUUCUUCGUGUCAGCCGAGUCGUUUUCCAAACCGUUCUUUCGCCUUGGAAUCAAUACAAUAUCCCCGAAACGCAAAAUUGA